Eleginops maclovinus (Patagonian blennie) is the source of this 3702-nucleotide messenger RNA. It is a transcript of the gene c8h2orf42, whose product is annotated as chromosome 8 C2orf42 homolog. Lineage: Eukaryota; Metazoa; Chordata; Actinopteri; Perciformes; Eleginopidae. The coding region runs from base 114 to 2174 and encodes 686 amino acids. Gene Ontology annotation, cellular component: nucleus. The transcript is spliced from 9 exons. The record is from RefSeq and is a predicted model, not a curated record.
GGUUGUCGGGAUGUAAGGAGGAAUGGCGACGGUCGAGACGGUUUUGGAGGCCAGAGUCGACCUGAAUGUGACCAAACAGAAGCCGAACUCAGAUUACAAUCCAUUUUCUUCAGAUGGAGAGUCUUAAAAUGGAAACAGAGGUGACCGUGUCCUCCUCAUUGAGCGUGGUCUCAUCCUCCGCUACCCAGACUACGAUCUCUCAGGCCAACCUGGCAGCGAAGCAGAGAGACGGCAGAAAAACUGCAGCCACGACUCCCUCCUUCCUCUCCAACCUGGGGAGAGCCACCCUGCGGGGGAUUCGCAAGUGUCCGCAGUGUGGUGUCUACAACGGCACCCGCGGGCUCAGCUGCAAGAACAAAGCCUGUGGGAUUUCCCUCCGAAAUGCUUCUUCCACGGCUGGCAGGAAAAGCAAGAAAUGCGGGGUGGAGGUGGUGAAAGUGAUAAUAGACAGUGAGGAGAGUGUCGGGAAGGAGGGUGGAGGAGGAGUCCUGGGCGGUGGCUCAGGUGGAGGAGUUCAGGUGUUUUCAGUGAGUCACAAAGGAAGAGGAGCCACAGCCUCACAACUGGGCUUUGUUGAACUCGUCCCCACUGAUACGGCUAUAGCUACAGGAGACGGUGCCACCCUGCUAACUCGCAUCAACCUGGGGCGCUGCUUCUUGCCCUCAUGCAGGCAGGGUCAAAGGUCAAAUCAGGGUGAGACAGAAUCAGCUGUGGCUGGUUCAAAACAGUCCUCCGACAGCCUCUGCGUUCACAUUAAACAAGCGAUUGAGUGUCGGAGUCGCGCAAUGCCACUGACCUUGAAGAGCUCCGUGCUGGAGGGUCUGCAGGCCUCCAUUCAAGCCAAAGAGGAGCUGUGGAGUCUGGCCACGGAGUCUCCAGGCCCCCUGGUGCAGCGCGUAGCAAAAGACACCCUGGUGGUCAAGUGCCACACAGAUUCCCAGCAUCCUUUGGGGCUGCUGCAUCUUACUGUAGGAGCAGGUGGACUGUCUGAGGUUAAGAGCGAGGGGAAGGGCAGAGAGCAGCACACAGUGUGUCACUGCGCCUGUCAGGCCAGCAGCAGCAGGAGAGGUAAACCUGGUGCUGAUGGAGGAAGUGGAGCAUCCACCAACCCUCUUCCUCCGCCUCCCAGCUCCCAGCCCUGCCUUCACUUCUACGCCUGUGUGUGUGCCUUUGCAAGUGAUGAGAAACUGGCGACAGAGUUUGCUGCUUUCAUCAACUACACCCCUAAUGGUGUGCAGCAACACACCACCAGUAGACUCUUCAGUCUCAGUGAGAAGCCUCUGCAGCAGGUUGAACCCUUCAUCUCUCAUCAUACAACAAAGAAGCUUUGCCUGGAUGAUUCUCUCUCUGCCCCCUCAGUGGCCUCUCUCUCUGGGUUGGGGAUGGAGGCAGUGUCAGCCCCCGGCCUGAGGAAAGCUGGUCAGAGGAAAGCCCCUGGUGCUGGGGGGCUGAAGGCUCCAGGGAGUACGCAGGCUGUGGAUGAGCGUACGGUGACGAUGGGCUUCCAGCAGUGGCUUGCUAGCGUCACAGAGAGGAUCCACCAGACAAUGCACUUCCAGUUUGAUGGGAAACCUCAGCCUCUGGUGUACCUUGUCCCCCAGGAGUUCUUCAACGCUCUGCAGCAUCGCCUGUCUCUGGGCUCCAAGAAGAGGAGGCUGCCCAACUUUACAACAGCGUUUGUGAGGAAUGAUGGGCUUCCUCUCGGCUCCUUCUCCAAGUACACCUGGCACAUCACCAAUCUCAUGCAGGUCAAACGUAUCUUUGACACCUCAGAGCUGCCUCUGGAGCUCUCCCAGAGUUUUGUGAAAAACGCUGACGGCUCGUAUUCACGUUUUCACUGCCCUGAGCCUCUGCCUGAACCAGAACUACCAGAUGGAUUCAGAACAGAUCGCCCACAGGUUAUACGACCGAUGGAGCUCCGAACCUUCCUCAAAGUUGGACCAGCGGAUCAGAAGGAUGCCAGUCCGUUUGUGAUCGAGUGGAUCCCUGAUGUCCUGCCUCGCUGUCAGAUGGGAGAGCUCAGGAUCAGCUUCGAAUUUGGACACCAGCAGAGCGGUCAACAGGAGAACGGUGACAAAACGAGUGUGGCAGAGAAGGGAGGUCGUAAUAAAUCAGAAUCAACCCAACCCAAACUCUCAAAGGCUGCUGAAAUCCUUCAGAUGGUUGUGAAGUGACAGUAAUCAGUGUCGAACCUGCAAUAGUCCAUUUUAACUGCCUCUCUGCGAUGAAAAAUAUGGAUUAAUAUGAUGCAUUGACUUAUAUCUGACCUACCACAUACAGUGGAGGAAAUACGUAUUUGAUCCCCUGCCAAUUGAGUUAGUUUGCCCACUUACAAAGACAUGAACAAUCUGUCAUUUUUAUGGUAGGUUUAUUUUAACAGAUUAUCAAAAAUCCUGAAAUGUAGAUUAAAAAAAAGAUAUAAAUUGAUUUGCGUUUAAUUAGGGGAAAUAAGUAUUUGAUCCCCUUGAUCCAACAAGAAUUCUGGCUCCCACAGAGUGGUUAAAUAAGUCCUCUCGCUUUCAGAAAGUACUCCUGAUGUCAACUCUUUACCUGGAUAAAAGACACCUGUCCACAGUCAAUAAAUCAGAUUACAACCUCUCCACUGAGGGUUAGACCAUAGACAGGUCUUGUGAUUAUGGUGGAACUAAUGUCUAGGCCACAGGGACAAGAUUUUAGACCAGCACAAGGCUGGCAUAGUAGACAAACCACCAGCAAGCAGCUUGGUGAGAAAGAGACAAGUGGUUUGAUUAUUAGAAGAUAGAAGAAGCACAAGAUGACCAUCAAUCGCCCUCGAAUUGGGUCUCCUCCAUCUAAGAAGGUGAUGUGGUCAGAUGAGACCAAAAUCCAGAUCUUUGGCAUCAACUCAACAUGUCGUGUUUGGAGGAAGAGAAAUGCUAGCUAUUACCCCAAGAACACGUCCCCAGCAUCAAGCAUGGAGGUGGAACAUCAUGCUUUGGGGGGGUUUCUCUGCUAAGGGGACAGGGCGAUUUACCGCAUCGAGGGGAUGAUGGGGGGGGCCAUGUAUCAUAGAAUAUUGGCUGAUAACCUCCUUCCUCUAAAGCAUGUUUUGCAAGGGGAUCAAAUACUUAUUUCCCUUAUUAAUUUAUAUAUUUUUUUAAUGUAUAUUUCUAGAUUUCUCACUGUGAAAAUAAACCUGCCAUAAGAAUUGUGUUCAUUAAAAAAAUGACAGACUGUUCAUUUCUUUGUAAGUGGGUAAACUAACUAAAUUGGCAGGGGAUCAAAUACUUAUUUCCUCCACUGUAUAUAUUUAUUUAAUAUUAUGCAAUGUGUGGAUAAUCAUUUGCCAUAUCAAUGACAGUAUGAUAUUGAUCAGCAUUAUUUUUAGACAAACUUUUCUGUUAACAACUCCUCAUACUGCCUUUUCUACUCAAUGCUAAGUAUUCAUUGAAUCAAACUCACAGAAACUACAGAAAAGUUGAAUAUUUUGGGAGAAAUUGCUUCUUAUUUAAACACAAUAAGAUGGAUCAUACAACCAGAGAAAAGUCAAACAAAUAACUAGUACUUAAAAUAAGACAUUUUAAUGAACAUUCUAAUAUACUACAGAUGAAAACGUUUCUUCAAAUGGGAAAAGACAUUCACUAUUUCCUAACCUUUCCUUAAGGUUUAAAGACCUCCAUUUAAAAAACCCCAAGGAAGAUGUUUUUUCUUCUGUGUAAAGCAUAAAGGAAAUAAAACACAUUU